AUGGCUCCUCAAGCUUCUGAUGUCGUUGACACGUCUCGCCCUAGCACGGGCUCCGGACCUGCUGGCUGUGUGCGUAGAAUCUAUCUGCUCCGUCCUAGUCAGUUACCCUCUCACAAAUCGACACCCACUGUCAUCCGACAGCUAAAGCUGGCCUCUAGUCAGUCUGCUACGACGAGCUCGAGCAUGGCCCUUCAGGCCUGGGUCGAGACUGACCAUCCGGAACGGACCCCUCUGAUUGCUGAUGCCAUUCCUUCCACUCAAGCAACGGGUUGCACUCUAUCCGCUCAAUAUUCGUUAUCCUACUAA
Protopolystoma xenopodis is the source of this 306-nucleotide messenger RNA. Lineage: Eukaryota; Metazoa; Platyhelminthes; Monogenea; Polystomatidea; Polystomatidae. The record is from the annotation of a GenBank genome assembly.